AUGCCGGAGGAGAAUUCCAACACUGUGCCGUUGCUUAGUGAUAUUGAUAUCACACUCUUAUCAGACGAGGAACUGUCGAGGCUACGAGACGUAUUUGAGAGGCAAUGGGUCCUGCACGAAAUCAACGCCAAAAGAAAAAGGUAAAAUAUAUACAACUUAUAUUAUUUCAUCAGGAAGGUCAGGUUCAUAAAAAUGCCUGUACCCUAGGUGUCAAACCUACAGUAAUUAAGAGAGUGGUGUCCACCUUUUAGUGAAUACGUAAAUAAAGAACAGCAGGGCCGAAUCUAAGUGUCAUUUUAAUGGAAAGCACUGAGAAGGUACUCAUUUUCACUGAUCAAUGACUUUUAAAUCUCCUCACUAGAAAACUCGAGCAAGAAAUCAAGGAACUUGAAGAGAAAAUCGAUCAAAGAUCUUGCAGUUUGCACAGGAAAAAUAUCGCACAAAGCUGCAAUAUCUGUUUGACAGUUAAAGUGGCAUCAAUAUCGGCACUGGUCUGUGAAAGCUGCAGUAAAAAGACGUGUCCAAGAUGCGGGAAAAGAGAUGAAGUACGAUUUAUAUCCCAAUAUUUUUUUGGGUGAUCUUGAUAUAUAGUCUUAAAACUUAAGGCAUUAGAGAUCUUUAGCGGAUUCAUAGACUAGAGGCCUGACUAAUAGUUUUUAAAGAGGAUUUUUAUUUUUGACAGUGCAAGUGGAGGUGUGAUUUAUGCUUGAAGAAACGAGCAAGCCUUAUCAUAACUGGCGCAUGGUACAGUGAUGUUGAGUUUUGUGAAAGAUUCCAGGUUCAAGUGAUGCUUAAUAAAAUUGCUGAAGAAUUUGUGAGGCGAACGGAGGUGGUGUGUAUAAGAAGAUUUUUAAAGACACUUCUUUUGAUCUUCCUUAGUCUGUUGCAGGCGUUCAGAUCGUGCGGACGGCGCGAAGAGGAGUGAGCAGGAAAAUCCGUUCUCUUAUUUCGCGCCGCACUCCACUAUCUGAACCCCUGGAACAGGCUAGAUCUUCCGCUGUAAUACAUUGAUGAGGGCUUUAUCCAAUGAGGCGCAUAACUCCUCCAAGAUCUAGAUCUGCAAAUAUAAUUGUUCAUAUCAUGCACGAAAGCCGAAUCCAAUGAUUGGUUUAAUUAAAGUUCCAGUCUCAUAACCUGAUUUGCCUGUUAGUUUCAGAAUAUGAAAAGUAUUUAUUCUAGCAGACAUUCUUAAUACAGCACUAGUUUUCACCCCUCGAGUGGUUGUUUUUUCCUGAUCCUCACUAUGUUUUUGAGGCAGGAGUUAGCCUAUUUUGUCUUCAGAUAACGUAUAAAAUCUUCUGCUGUUUUCCUCGACUCUUCCAAUUCCAAGUCUGAGUCACCUGUCGAUAUCAAUUCACUGUAUUGAUAUCGCGGGGUUCCUUGUAAUUUCCAGGACAUAAUGCAUGGCGUUAUCAGUUAUCGUAAAUUGGCUUAUCUUAGGGCGGUUACCAAACGUCAGAACUGACUGGCUGGACCUGUUAUCUCUUGAAAAUGAAAUGGGUUGUUUUCGAUUGUUUCGCCAAAGACUCAUAAAUCAUGACUAUAUUUAGGAGUAAACUGUUCUGGCUGACCUUAGAUAAGUAAUAAAUCAUCAGAGCUUUCCUGACAUAGCUUUAUUGUUUUAUACAAUAUAAAGAGAAAUCUGAAACCUCGUACCCUUCAGUCCUAGAAGAUCGAUUUAGAGACUGAACUUUAAAGGUCGUUCUAAAAAAAUCCUUCUCAACGUAGGCAACUUGCAGAAGGAGAGAUGAGCCAGCUGUUAGAGUUUCAUCACCCCCUUACGAGCCACCGAGCCUUUGCAAUGCUCCUUCUUUAACCCAAAGACAGCAACAGCCUCAAAGCACUUUGAAGUACACUCAGAGUCAGACAAGACUGCACGUAAAAAGGUACCAAGGUGGAGAUGAUGAUUCCGAUGCUGACGGAGAUGAUGACGACGUUUUUGAAGAAGAUAAUAACGAGCAACCAAUGUACUCGGACGAAUAUCUCAGCUUUCCUCACCCAGAAGAACAGAGUCAAGGCGAGACGAGUGGUUCUUCGUUUAUCCUUUCCUCAUCAGUAGACGAAGAAACGUUUGGCGACGAGUUGCAGGAUGCAUCAGGAUAUGAACGUAGCUGGUUAGUCAGUUAAUAAUGCUAAUAUCACUGAGUGGAGUCCAAUUCGGUCUGUAAUUACACUCAUGAUUAAUCACUCGUAUGGUUACAGACCGAAUCAGACGAAUCAGUCAGGGCAGUAUAAAACUUAUCUCUAUUCAAGAUAUGAGAGAGUUUAAGACUGCAUUCAUGUGGCACAUUGUCUGACGAUUUUACAUUGAUUUUUUAGUACUCCUACAGACUACCAUGAGCUGGAAAAUCAGACAACACAGCGAAAAGUAAGUCAUUAAUGAUUAGUUUACUAUAAAUUUUUCUUGUCUUCCCUAAAACUAACGAAAUCUAUAAAGUAAGAAGGAUAAUAAUAAGUGAUAUUAAUUUGGAACGCUUUUUUAUAAAAGAGUAUUUGUGAAAGCUUACAAUUCGGUGGUCUUUCCAGGCCCUGAUGGCUGACGGCUUUAGAUUUAGAAUUGUCGUCGCAGAGUAAGGCCAGGGCAACACAGCCAGGCAACAAUUUGAAUGUUGCCUGAAGAUAGACACUAGGGAGCUGGGAACGUCAUUCUCUUUGUGGUUCUUCAUAUGCUUUUGUACAUUAUGCAAGCAAAUUAUUCUUUGAGCAUUUUUGCUAGGCAAAAGCGUUAAGCAUUAUUCGAGUAAUUUAGUGGCAUAUUCUUGGAAAAUUUUUAACUUUCUUCUCAGAGAAAGUAAAAAUUAAAACAUUUUUUUUGAAGAAAUAUAUCCAAACUUCACCCUAAUUCGGGGAUCAUUUUUUGCUGUAUUAAAACUAUUAACUUGCUUACAUUGUUGUUAUACCACUUAUACAUUUUUGUUAGCCUUAAUAAACUCUCUAAAAACGCUAAGAAUCUAUAAAGCAAAACUCUUAAUGAUGAGCAUCAUCCUAGCAUUUUAAUGACUAAUUUGAGGGCAACGGAGCAUUUUAGUGGGAAAAAUGGACCAUUAAAGACGAGCAUUUUAGUGAGGAAACAAUAGUAUAAUUUACAAAAGCUUAGUUCUUCAAGUGGACAAGAGUAAGCUCCGAGGCCUGAAGUACUGUGAGACGGGCUUACGUUUCAUGCUUUUGUUUUAGUUUUCUUAUCGGGAAAAACUGCAAGGUCUAACAUUUGCAAAUGUGAAACACAAACAGUAUCCUGCGUGUUAGUGUGGCCGGUAUUUGAACCCAUGCCUACAGCUAACCAGACCCGCUUUUUGGUGAAUAAGCAGUUAUUCUGAAUAUGUUUGUUGAAGCAUACUAAAACUUCAAGUUAAAAGUAAUAUUUCCUGCAAUGCGAUUUUUUUCCUUUCCAUGUUUCAAAGGGGGUACCUAAUACGUUGAGAAAAAGAUUUUGAAAACAAAUAUUAACUGAUAAUUAAAAAGCGACAUUUCAAAAUUUUUAAAUUUCUUUUAUAAUUUAUUAUACUUCAUAUAAGGUAAAAACAUCAAAAAUUUAUAGGGGUAAAUUAUUACCCCGAAAAGUUUUUCAUAUCUGAAUCAAACUCAGCUCUAGUCCGUGCUAAGCUAAACUGAUCUUUAUUGUUUUUCAUGAAGAUUGCAGUGUCUACAUUGUCAAACAACCAGGGCGUAUGCCCAAUCAUUCAAAUGGUUUCUCUUCGCAAAAGUACUCUCUUUUAUGGAGGAUCUGGAUCAGGUAUACUUUAAACAUACUCACGGUAUUGUGGAAGGGUGUCUCGGAGGAAAAGGUAUUGGCAGAUUAAACAAAAAAAAAAAACACACAAAUAAAGUGGAGUGAGAUUCAAUGGGACACGCAUCAGUUGAUUGAACGGAUCUUGAGAUUUAUACCCUACUCAAUGCAACCCCCUCCGCAGAUUUUGCUAGUUGCGAAUGACGCAUUAAAUAACCUGGCAAAGGAGAGAGAUUUUGGGACCUAGAUUGAUCGAGUGCACUCUUUCAGGAGCGUAGCCUUCUGUGCGGAACGCUCCAGGUAUGACCUCAAUCCUUGUUUCAACUUUUAUCCUUUCCUUGUAGCUUUAAGUAGCUUUAGGUACCUGUAAAACGGAGCACUGAAACAGAUAGGGAGGGAGGGGUAAAAUGAGCGCAUCUUCGGCCUUCAGGUUUAAUUUGUCCCGGUUUAAGUACUGUUACGAGUCACCAACAUAAAGUAAGGCCUAUAUCUCUACUCUAAAAUCUUUAAUUAUUUCUGUUAUUUUGGUAAAUAUUACUUUUUGGAUUCCUUCUUUUAAGAAGUAGUAGUAAACGUAUGAAGAAGAGAUCAUCUCCCAGUCCAUAUCUAAGAGCUCACAUAUGCAUGUUGCGUCUCUUCUGAAGAACAGAGCCAUUUUGUGUAAAGCUCAGUGUACUGGGUUAUUUAGCGCUCACGAGGUGUCAAUGUCGCUGCGUUUAUUACAGGUUCCGAGUUUGGUAUUAAAGUGGUCGGAGGAAGAAUGUGUACAGGUGGCUUCAAUGGUGUAUAUGUCGCCAAGGUAACAGGAGAUUCGACAGCAGAGAAGUGCAUCAAAGAAGGCAAGCAACAAUAAUAAUCUCUCCAAUUUGCAGAAUUUGGGUGUCUGUGAAAUCUGGAACAGGGCCAGAACACCGCUGAACUUUCCCGGAAUACCCCCACAACACCCCUAAAACACCCAAAAUACCCCUCUCUACGUUUCUUGAAUUUUCGUACUUUUUCAGGUUUAAGUUUUCUAAGACCCCGUCAACUUAGAUCCAGACAAAUUUUUGAACGGACUACACUUGCACGGAUCCGCUUUUCUUUCACAUGGGAGCCGUGCAAGUUUUUUGAAGGGCAAACAGUGCUGCAAACUGUAACAGAAUUUAUCCGUACCCGUGUAAACAGGGUCUAAGUCUUCGGUUCAUGUACAGGUAUACUAUAAAGAUGAAGGGAGUCUUCUUUGAUGUUCCUCUAUUUUAGAAAACAGAGGGAAAUAGGCAGGGAGAAUAAAAUUUUCUACGCUUUAUUAAAGCGCUUUUGCAGGUGAAAAAGGACAUCCAGUUUACCCUAGGGAUACUAACUUUGUGGUAUUGUUUAAAGGUGACCAGAUUCUGGAAUGGAAUCACAGAUCAAUGGUGGAUGUAUCAUUUGAACAAGUCAGGAGUAUUAUUGCUGAUUCGCCAGAGGAAGUCAACCUCGUCGUUUGUCAUAAUACUACCAGGUAAAAACAAACUGAAUGAUUUCGAACUGAUGAGGAGAUACGAAUCUUUCCGAGUGCUCUUUGAGGCACUGUUAUCGCCCCACGUAUAAGGGAUUUCGGAUUCCGGAAUCCGGGAAAUUUUGCUUUGGGCAUCUGGUUAAUAGUGGAAAUUUUUGCUUGUGGAAUCCAGACACCUGGGUUUUGGAAUCGGGAAUACAGCUCAUGGAAUCCGGAAUACCACUUACGAUUGGAAUCCGCAAUCCAGUACUUGGAAUCCGGAAUCCACGGUAUGGAAUCCAGAAUCCAAGACUGUCUUGGAUUCCCUUACGUGGGCGGGCUGUAAGCAGGCGUGAAUUUCUAAGAACACGAAACAAGUACGUUUUGAAGUUCCAAGAGCCUAGCAACUCCCGUUUCAUAGGUGAUAUUUUUCUUGGGAGAUAGUUGAGUUAAAAUUUAAAUCAAUCCUAAAACGUUUAUUCACUCGGAGAUCUCUAAAAGAAAGAUAUCAAACAGUACUUUCGAAGGAAAAAGUAUGAUCAGCUGUUAUUGAUCUUAAGAAAACGUAAGGGUUGAACUUUAAAAUGAUUACCCAAGCUGUAAUCAUUUCCAUCGUUUUAAUCGAAAGCCCGUAAAGAUAUGUAGUUUUGAUCUAUGUACGGUAUUAAGAUUAAGUUUUUAAUAAACAAAGAAAACAAUUAAAAUUAAUCUACUAGGUGUUUUUAAAGGGCUGUAAUGCAAUUACAAUAUCGUAACAUAGCUCCUUUUUGCAAAAAUCCAUUUAUGUAGCUGACUUAUUACAACGAUCGUUACUAACAAAUUUUAUGAUUGAAUCUACACUCAAGUUUUAAGCUGUCUCGCCAACACUCUAGAGAAACAAUGGAGAUGACCUUGCACCAGCAAGCGAAAACGCGCGGUAAGUAGAUAUGUGCUAGCAAUCAUUUAAAUCUCGCCGUAUCAGAUUUCCUGGUUGUAUACCAAAAUAGAAGCCUUACAAAGCGAGACCUGGUGAAUCACAAGAAGCGAGGCGAGUUUAUAAAUGAGUCUGAGUUAGUGUCGUUUUGGGUUUCCCAUGUUUAUGAUGUGGUUCAGUUAUAUCCUUGGUUCCAAUUUUGGUUUUCUUUGUUUAAGACUCAGUACGAUACAGUACCAUACCCAAAGACAAUUCGGAAUCCCGCGAGCGAUCGGAAUCCCGGGAACGAUCGGAAUCCGGAAAGGAAUAUAAAAUUCAAACGGAGGAAGGGUUCCACACAACAUAUAAAUGUCGGGUUGGUGUCUGCAGUUGAGAAGCAACAGAACUGCGACAAAACAAACUUGAUCCGGUCGAUUUUGCGCCCUUUUUAGUGGUCAAAAAACGCUUUGGAGGCGUAUUUUUUUAGUAACCGAGAAAAUAGAAGCGACCAUUGACCAUUGGCUUCAGAAUAGGAGCGAAAAUCGAGGGAAAAGAGCAUUUGUAAUGCGUCUCACUCGUCUUCCCUCUCUCGGCUAGCACGGCACUUUUUAAAAAGCUUUCAGAGAAUGAAGAAAAAGCGUUUGGGGAUGAUAGAAACGUGUACAGGGCUCCACAUGGAGUUAUGAGAAGCGAUUGCAAAAGACUGGGGACGAAGCGUUAGCGGAUGGAACACUGUGUCUCGUGCUUAAUAUUCAAUAGUCCAUUUUCGAGGUCACUUUCAAAAGGAUGCUAGUGCAAAACCUUUUUUGUGAAAAUGAGUUUUAUUUGCUAGAGAGUAAAAAAAAAAUUUCAUAUCAAUGGCCUCACUUUAAAACAAAGGCUUCGGGCAACUCGGAAAUGGACCAUUGCUUUCAGACUUAGUCCAAACAUGUACAAAAUGGUGUCACCAUUGGUGGAUGAUUGACUGGCUAUGGAUGGAGCGUGGAAACUGAUUUGUAACUCCAAUCUAUCUAUCCCAAGAGUGUUCUCUGUAGUUUACUUUCUCUCAACAGACACCUCUUUAAGAUGGACAUCCCCUUUCCCCUCUAAAACGGACAACUAGCCGUACAGUUGGUCUCUGCUACCCCUUAGUCACUUUCCUUGAUUCUCUGUGAAUCUGAGUCUUCCUUAUGGGGAGAAGCGUUUGGUGUUCUUAGUGUUGGUACAUAUGGUAACAGUAACCUGCUUCCCAUUGAUUUACUUAAAUGCAAUUGUUUGAAUUACAGAGAGCUUUACAGGCUGGUCACGAUGGUCACUUUCUCAGUUUAUGACUAAUGACUUCACCUCUGAAGAGGUAGGCAAGCUUUCGCGACAAUUUGUAUGCAAAGGUUAGCAAACGCGGGCAACCAGCGCCUGUUAAGAUAAAAGUGUCAGUUCACGCAUCUUCUCUGGCUCUGUAUGGCCUAAUAUCUCUUUUGUUAUAAUGGACAGUGGUUGUCUCUGAGUAGCCCGGACUAGCUAAGCAUCAAGUUGAGCACGUUUGAAUAACUUCAACAGUGCACACGGGCAACUUUCCUUCGAUUGCGCCCUUAUGAUACAGCUAAGCAAAAAAUUAUCUCUGUAGCCUAGUACUCGUUUCGACUCGAGCUUCCCGUGAAACAUGUCAGACAGUUAAAGCCUCAGCUAUCGUGAUCGAAUGUCAUCCAACUCUUUUGGAUUCAACAAGAUCAGAUGUUGGAUCCGUUUAACUGAACGUCUACUGGAAAAAAAAUCUUACAUUUAUUAUUAUUAUUUUUUCAUUUCUGAUGCUUACCCAGGGUGAAAAUAAAAUCCAAACAGAAAGGAACAGAGGACAAAUACUGGUAAAUAUAGAGAUUUCAUAACGAUUAGCGGUAUUUUCCUUCUCUUCCAUUGUGUAAUUACCUUCCUCUUAUCGGAACGAGAUAUCAUUAACCAGCUAGGCGGCCCAGCUAUGCUAGUUUUUUUAAAUCAAUACCCACAAACUUGUCCUUUCGGUUAGUUUAAACCAUUUGAGACACUCUGUACAACACCUUUUUCAAUCGCGGUAAACUAAGAUAUGGAUGAUCCAAGAAAAUAUAACUUCAUUGCAUCACGUGAUCUGGCAGUUUUGACUUUCUGCGAACUCUGCAAGUUUCAUUCUCGUACUGUUGAUACUAUUGAAAUAAUGUUGGUGGCUUAGGUGUCUUCUGUUCAAACCAAACACAUCAAAAAAAGGCCGGGAUAAAUACAGUUAAAUCUCAAGAAUUAAGUGACCUCAAAAUCUCUAUUAUUAAUUGGCUUUUUACUCAACAAGUCAAAGAGUACGGAGACCAUCAACAAGCUCAGCCUUAAUACUUUAAUCGGUUGUUUGCUUAAAUAUCUUGUAGCUGCAGCUAUGGCAUGAUCCGAAUGGAAACAAUAUCAUAGUCCGGGUGAUAGGUGCGAAGAGCUUAUCACUACAAGACAAACCAAACCAGCUACCAAAUCCUUACGUGCUUAUUUACCUGCUGCCUAACAGAGAGUGAGUAUGUCAAUUCUCUACCAUACCUGGGGAAGCAGCGAGGCCAAGCAGUUAGGACCGGCUCUGGAAUUGCAAUCCGGAAGCCUGAUUUCAAAUCCCGUCCAAACUGUUUGCUGGAUGUGUUCUCGGCAGUCCCGAGUUUAACUCCUCGGUCACGCUUGUUAAAUUGUAAACUCAGGUUAAAUUCGGAUUCUUAAACUUUCUUAUGUUUAUUUAAAAUACAGUUGAAUCUCUCUACAACGGCCACCUUGAGGACAGAAGAAAGUUGCCAUUGUAGAGAGGUGGCCGUUGUCGAGAGGUUGAAACAAGAGCGAAUGAUGUAUGGACUGUCCGCCAAAAAAAAUGGCUGUUGUGAGAUGUAUGGACUGUCCGCCAAAAAAAAUGGCUGUUGUGAGAGGUGGCAGCUGUGAGAGGUGGCCGUUGUGCGGAGGUGGCCGUUAGUGGAGGUUCGAAUGUACGUAUUUGUUUCUGUCCUAACUGUGGGUGACAAAGAAAACUAAAGAGUUACCAGUAAUUGUACUUCCCAUGCGUAAAGUCCUUUUUUUACCUUUUUCUGUUAUCUAAAAGUAACCAACAGGACGAAAUUGAGAACGAACCCCACUUUUAAACUUUGAAGGCGGUAUUUUUCAUAGAACUCUCUCACUUCCCAGCUUCCUCUUGCUGACAAUGCACUCAUAAAGUAAGACGUAAGAGCCGGUAAUGGUGUGAAAAACGGGGAUUUGAGUUCGUACUCGUAUUCGUACUUAAUCGCGUCCUCUUAGUCUAAACUGAACGUUACUUAAUAGUAUAGUUCUUCUACAAUAAUUGUAAAGUUUGAAAAAUUUUCAUUAUCAAGGCUUAAAAUUUAAGCACCAAGUUCUCCGCUGUAUCUCACAGUGUUCGUCAGCAAAGGUAUACUGAGAAGUCGGAAGCUACGUUGCAUAACGUUUUUGCACUGUAUUCAAAAGUCUCCAUUGCUAGGAUUGAGCCAUUUUAGCCUUAAUACGGUAUAACCUUUUCUAUGGCACAAGGUGAUAAUCUGAAUAAUAUCUAAGAGUUAAAUAGCCUUUGACUUUCUCAAUCUCUCUUUAGGAUAUCAAGUCGAUUUAAAACCAACACAGACCCACAAACGGUAACUCCAAAGUGGGAUCUAAGUUUUAUCUUUUCAAAUAUUCCAAUUGAUGAGGUGAGGAAAAUCGUAGUUAGUUCUUAGGCCAAUUUAGUAAAAGUUCUACAAGUGUAAUUCACGAGUGUGGCUAAAAUAGAGGGUCCUAUUCAAUACAUAUUGGAAGUGAAAAAAUGGCCAUAAAACUGUGUUUUUUUUUUCAGUCUUGAGAUCCCUCUUAAACCAUAUUUAGAUACAAAUAUGAUAUAACACAAUAACAGAACCAUUUUUGUGACGUCAUGGGCAAAAAUGUCAUGAUCAGAAAAAAUAAGGGACGGUAAAAGUUUAAUAACUGUCUAUUUCUACAAUGUUAGAAAAUAUCAAACCAUUUGCAUUUAAUUUCAAAAAAAGAUAUUAAAAUGUUUAUACUACUACAUGAGAAAUUUCUGCAAUUUGAUUUCCUUAGAGCAGUGGUAUUUCAUCUUAAUUUGAAAUACCUACAUGUGAAAAUUACAAACCUUUUGUGGGUAGUAGUAUAAACAAAUAAUAGUAUGAUUUGUACGUGAUAUUUGGCGUAAAUACAACUCGUGACAUUUCAAAAUUGUCUCAAAUUAAGUAUAACAAUUUUGAAAUAUCGCUCGUGGUAUUUAUGCCAAAUAUCACUACAAAUCAUGCUAUUACCUAUACAAAUUUCUCCCCAUUUUUACAGGGACUAUCCUUUAAAGAAUAUGGCCUGUUUUGGGCUUCACUCUCUUAUCUUUAUUUUUUCUGGAUUGGACAUUUAUAGAUACUGAGAUCUGCAUGUAUUUUUAAGCUUUCUCUCAGGACAUUGGAAGUAACUUUAUGGAGUGAAGAUCAGGCAAGAAGUCACGCAUUUCUCGGAGAGGUAUCUAUAUUGGGCCCACAAUGUAAACUACUGGGCUAACCAGUAAUUGUGUAAGCCAUUAAAGUAUUAUUUAUUUAUUUAUUUGCUAGGCAACGUAUAACGACAGGUUAAGGAAGGAUAAUUUUGUUUUAAGAACAGUGAUUCGUGUUUUGUUCGGGAGCUAAGGACGUCCUUUUAGUUCAAAGAUAUUUUGUGAAAUACACUUCUGUAGGAGCUAGGGUCACGUGAUCUGUUGGUGCAAAUACCAGUCUUCCACGCGUUGUAUUUUGUGACGGUUCGUUCGAUUAUUAAAAGUCUAAUUCUUAUUACAUAGUUAGCUGCUUACAGAAGCAGGAGAAAUCAACAAUUUCUUCAAAGAUAUUUCACUUACUUCUAGUCUUGGCAAAAAAAGCCCUUUUUUGCAACUUAGCAAUUUAAACAUUUCAUAUAGUCAUAACGGUUCUGCUCCACGCAAGUCUCGCUCUCUUACCUUCUUGCAGGUCCUUAUCAGCCUUACACCAGAGCUUUUGCAAAGUGGGGCCCAGUGCAUGUGGUAUGACCUUGUGGAUCACGAUGAUUCUUCCUUCUCUUUCCCAGUACCAAUGCCUCGUAGACACUCCCUGAGCGAACCAGUCCUUGAACAAGAAGGUACAUCAUAUAAGCCCCCGUCCCAGUUAUAGACCUCAUCUCACCGCCUGUAAGACAAAAAAAAAAAAUCCGAUUAUAAGUCCCCCCCUCCCCCCGAUAUCAGCUCCCCUCUAGUUUUCCUUUUCUUGAAUUAUGACUUAAUUACAGAAUUGUGAAAUACAUGUCUGCAGAAUUAAUAAGCUACAUUCUUUUAAAACAGGUAAGACCAGGGUGGAAACCGUCGCCAACGUAAGAACAUACAGCAGGUCUUGUAGAAACGUGUCUGCACGCAGUGUAAGCUCAAUAGAUCUCUCACCUAGGCGGGAUUCACAUGUUUGCAGUGAGAACAGUCCUCCUGACUUAACGCUUCAUCACACAAAACAACGGCGAGCGGUGGUAAAAGAAGAUAACCUCUGCCCAAGAUCAGAAUUCCGUGAUGUAGGGAUUGAGGAAAGCAACAAGAAGGACAAUAAGAAAAAACACCGAGGUGAAAGAAAAUAAAAGCCUUUAAAUGCUUUUUUUUUUUUGUUUAUCCAAAAAAAAAAAAAAAAAGACGAAAAAAGAACUAACCUGAAUUUUAAAUUUGAACGCCUUAAAGGCGGGUAUUUUAUAUUUCGGCCAAAAUAGUAAGGGAAGAAAGGAAUGGAUUACACACAUUAGAGGAAAAGAAUUUUGUUUAUCCAAAAAAAAAAAACAUACGUGCGCAACAAGCACUGACCUGAUUUUGAAAUUUGCACGCUUUAAAGGCUGGUAUUCUGUAAUCCGGCCAAAAUAGCCAGGGAAGAAAGUCAUGGAUGACAGCCAUUAUAUGAAAACAAGUUUUCAACGAUGGUAGCGAUCACCGUCGGGGAUGGCGACCAUGCAGAUCAUUUUUCAGCGAUUGUAGCUUUCACGUGGAACCAGGCAGUAGUACAUUUGUAGUAGUAGUGUAGGGAUGAAAUUAACCUUUCAGGAGGCAAACCCCUCAUUAAAUGAAAAAGAUGAAGAGGUAUCUUAUUAAGACAAAGUUAUGCCAUUUUAUAUUCAUUUUGUGAGUUUUACCUAGUACACCGUCGAAACCGGUUUGACAGCUUAAUUGUUCACGAUCAAGUCAUCAAAAGAGGCCUAGCUUUCUAGCGGAGCCCCAUAGCUAAGAAAAUUUGGUUACCUGUUCAUCCGUGUGGACCGUACGUCCACACGCCCUCCCGUCCGCACCAUAAUAGGGAAACCAAUGUGAAAUGUUUCACAUGCUAACUAGUGUGGGAACCUGCAACAUAAUAUUGCCCAUCCAUGUUGUGGUCGAUUGACAUCUGUCAAAACAGGAUAUCCGCUGACCAGAAUUUCAUGACCGUAUCGCGGGCUCAGGUGUCGACCCAUCGAGGUUACGUCUUCUUUGAAGUUUACCGCUGACAAGUUUCUAAUUCUCAACUGAUCGCAGGCCCAACUCUAAUUGGAUUUCUUUCUUGCAAUUAUUUAUCAUUAACGCUGAGCUUUGCCUUUAGCCUCGGCUAAAUCUAUAUAUUAAGUGUUUGAUAUCCGAGAUGCAAUUGCAGGUUCAUGAAAAAUUGUCAUAACUUUCACUCUAUUAAGUGUCAAUUCUCUUGUGGUGUAUGUUUUUUUUUGGUUGCUUUCAUCCAAAACAAAUGCCGGUUUGCCGGCAAAUCAGAAAAGAAUUUAAAAGCCUUCAAAUUCCGGGCUUUCCUUUUAGGUGGUAAGAAGUGGAAUUCUGCACCUUGCACACCGGCAAUGAGUGCUCAGGUAUCAACUGAAGAUUUAAGGGAGAGAAAAUCCUCAUUUCCAACCAUGCACAAAAUGCUGACUACACCAGCCUUUACCUUAUCGGAGUUCUUAUCUAAGAAUCAACUACCCGAAGCCAAGCCUGUUGAGGAAGAACUUGAGCCAAAGCAUGAAGAAAAAGAAGGAAAAGUGAAAGGGGCUUUAAGGGUUAUAAAAAGGUAAAGUGUUUGUUGUUUUCUUCUGCAUGCAAUCUUGGGAUUCAAUUCACUUGCACAUUAAAAUAUGCUUCAGUAAUGUCGUUAUCUGUAGAAACAGUAUAUUUUAUGCGUUGAGCGGUUCUAUUCAGCCAUUCCUACAAUCCUCGCGAUCGAUAACUGAUCUUGAUUUUACCAAUCGAAUUUACUUCAAAAUUGUAAACUGAGAAUCGUUUAAGAUUCCUGAACAAUAACUCGCCCUGCCCGUAGCCACAGAUGUAAAUGCUGGUUCCUAAAAAUAUACUAAUUGGACAGCUUAUAACUUUGCUUCCCUCCGAAUGUUAUCAUGUUACCGCAAGCAAAAGCAGUAAUUUGUUUUUGGGUUUUCAGUGCCUUGCUUGCGUGCCCUGAUGUUUUUUGUGAUUGGUAACAGCACAAUACCUUUUAGAAUGAAGAUAAUAUGCGAUGUGAACUGCGGAAAUACAAAUUUAAAUGAAGAUAUGAUUGUCGCAUUGGUAAUUGCAAUUUAAGCAAUUUGCAAAUUACCGUAAAUCCUCUAUUAACUCGCCGGGAGGGGGCUUAUUUAUUUCAAACACGUGGGGGGGGGGUCUUAUUAAUUUAGCGAAGAUGGUGGUAUCAGCUGUCCAUAAAGAACUAGAGUGCAAAUUGGCAAGCUCAAGGACAAGAAGUUAGAGGUCAUACAGCCGAGGAAAAAAAUUUCGGGAAUUCAAGGGGAUUCGAACCCAUACAUGGCCUCUGCGUUCGCGCUGCAGUGCUCUACCAACUGAGCUAUGAAGACUCAUACAUCGAGAGCAGGCCAAUUUGCAAUUGUUUAGUUCAUCUUAACCCGUAAAGGGACUGAAACAUAUUAGAAUGAAAGGUCUUCAGAGUUAAGUUGGCACUGCAGCGCUAACGCAGAGGCCGUGGUUUCGAAUCCCGUUGAAGUCGCGAAAUAUUUUCGACUUAAUUUGCGAUUGCUUAAAUUGCAACUACCACUGCGACGAUCAUAUCUUCAUUUAUUUUAGGUGUUCACGGUUUUCUGAGUUUCACAGCAAUGUAAUGAGCCAUAAAAGGAUCCUAGCAUUUUGGAACUUGAAGUUGAUGCUUACAAAAAGAGAUUCAGACUCUUUUUAGUUAUUGUACAGUACUAUCCUGUAUUCUCGGUUUACUAGGUGUCCAGGAAAUCUGCGAAUUCGCUUAGGUAAAUUGGCUGAGAGAAACCCUACUAGAGGAGUUGACGAAGAAACUGGAGCAUGUGGACCUUUGUCUCCGUUCUGUCUUGGUGGUAACGUAAUUUUUUUCCUUUUUUUCUGACUGAUUGCUCUUAACCACGAGCAAACUGGUUUUGUCAAGGUGAAGGCAGUACGUAUACUGACCAGCUUCUAGCAGCCUACAUAGCCAAACCAAACUAACUUCAGGGGCACCCAACAACGGUUUCCUCCUAAAUACAUUGACAAGUCUUUUUAGGCUAUCUAGAGUACUUUUAGAUCUCCAGAAAUGCAAUCUAAGCAGCGCUAUAAAAUUUGCAUCUGUUCGGUCAUCCUAUGGCAACUUGAGUGUUUUCGAAAAGAAAAGAGCUUCAGUAUUAUUUUCCAGAAAAUUUUAGAUGUAAUCUAUUAAAGUUUUUCGAAAGUGAAAAUUUUUCUGAUUUCUCUCUACUUCAGACUUUCCAGUCUGAAAAAGUUAGGUCUCCUUUUCCUCAGAAAAAGCUUAACCUGAGGAGUAAAAUGCAAAAAAUCAAACGUAAGAAAAUCGUAGGAAUUUAUUAGAUAAGCUACAAACCUGUAAAUGAAUGGAAAGUAAUAGAAAAUUCUGGGUAAUUUAUGCUUCUCCGAACAGAUAUUUACACAAAACAGUCGUCGGGUUCCCCUGUUACUUCCACAGAUUAUUUAAAGUUGUUUGCUUAAACUUUGAAAGUUUUCUUCCACGACAUCAGCUUGGACAUUCAUUCAUUUUUAAUUACUUCUCUCUUUAUGCAUCUGUCACUGUUCCAUUCAUCGCUCUCUCUUUCAACUCGGUGUUGCAGAAAGCAGAGGCAUAGCUAGCCUAGGAUUUUUAACUCAGUUUUCUAAAUCAACCUUAAAACGUCCCCCAAAUCGUCUCCAUUUGUAGCCUGAAUUUCAAGACGAUUACUUCGAGUCGUUUUUACUCCCUCAUUAACGUCUGAAUCGACCGGCAGUUAAUGCCUUCCAGUGACGUCACUAUUCCUUUGUUAGUAAAACACGAUUUUCAACUGGCAAACGAAGAAAUAUGGUACGGAAAUGUCUACAUGAUACAGAAUACCUUUACUCUUUUUGAUCGUAAUUCACUUUUAACAUUUAACUGUCAACUACAUGCAGUACUCUUAACGAAUCUGUUGUAAUUAAUAGUCAAACUUGAUCGCAAUCACGCAAUGAAAUAAGCUUAAAUACACACACGGAACACUUCAAAAACACAACAAUUUGUUUUAAUUGAAAAGAAGCUGGUCGUUAACGAAGAAGGAAGAAAACAAGAAAGAAAGCUAACAGAAUUAUUACACUUGACAGUGGAAAUGACAAGAAGGUCGAAAAAAAGAACUGAAAUCCCAGACAACUUCGCACAAACAAAGUCACUGCCGAAACCACAAAACGGCUUUAAAUGAAAAACCUACCUACUUUCCGCAGGGACUCUUCAUUCGUAGUUCAAUUAAAUGAUUCAUAGUUUCGAAGACAUGGGCAAUUUUCUAAUUACGAUAAACAUCACGGCCAUGUGAUGUUCUAUUUAUUAUAUAAACACCAAUGAACUACCAAACCAUUUCACUUUUAUUAAUAGUUUUUGGUGUGUCAAAUGCGUGAUUUAUUAUGUAGCUCACAAAUAAAAAAUAAUUUUAAAUUAUAUCCUUAAUUUAACUGGAGCCAGUGAAAUGAAUAUAAAACUGGACAAUAAAACUGGUGUUCUUGCUUUCAUCCUUUAUUUCCUAUUAUAGUUCCUAUAGGAUAUAACUCUGCACCUACGACACCAAGUCGGUCGACAUCGACGGAAAACUUGGCUCGGGAACGUUCCCGAACCACCUACAGCGACUAUUUGCAAGUCCCUCCCAGUCCAGGAAUCUUUACAAGACAAAUUUCAAAACGACUCUCCGGGGAAGUACCUCAGUCUCCAUUCGUAACAAGGUAAGUCAUGUUUCACCAUUAUUACUGAUAGUUAGACUUUCAAACUGGAGUAGGUGUCGAGCUCCAGAGCUUAUUAGCUCUACAUACACCGGCGAGAGGAGAUCUAUCCGACCAACUUUAAAAUAUAUUUAUCCUUGAAACCCUUCAUGCUCUUUCUAGAACUAGGAUAUGUCUGCCAGUGGGUACAUUCUUUUCUUAGCACGUAAGCUUCUUUGAAGCUAUUAUAGCUGUGAUCAUGCUCUCCCUAAACCUUUUUUAUGUCUUUCGUGGGGAGGAGUGCGUACUAUUUUCCCUCCCUUCUAAAAAAAACGAUAUUUUUCAAUCGCUCUAAAAGUGAUUUUAUUCUUGUCUGAUCGCUAUAAAAUUUUCACUAAUGAUUGACUAUACAUUGAAAUUUGUCAAAAUGUAGGUUUUAGUAAAAUCAUUUUUACUAUGACAACAAUAAACAAAAAACUUUGGAAUUGAUAAACGCCUAAUUUGCGCGAUUUAGACCAGCUACUGAAAAUCCAACACUAGGAACUUAGAGUUUGGUGAUUAGCUAACAAUCUCCGUAAGAAUUAAAAAAUUCUGUAUGUUUAAAUUCGACUAAAACAAAAAUAUAUGUUUCAAACCUUAAAUUUUCAAUAGCCGUGAUAGAUUAUUUAAUAAAAACGUUGUAAAUGACUCAAAUUAUUCUUAAGUAGCGGCAGAAUGCUGCUUAAUAUCAUACUUUGAUGCUAGGACUUGUCGGUGUAUUUUCGUUCUUGCAAUCUUGAAAACUAACCCGUUUUCUCACCACCUGUAUAAGUGCAACCAGAAACUCAUAAGGGGUUUUCAACCCCUUAUGAGUUUCUGGUGCAACUCAAUACAAAAUUUGGACUUAAUAAGCGCUUUUUUGUAUAUCUCUGAAACGACUCAAACGAUUUUUUUUUUAAAUCUGUUCAGAUAAUCUUCAUAAUGUAUAUAAUAAUGUCUGAAACUUUCAUUAAGACUGAUUCACUGCUACUCCUUGAAAUUUCAAGACAAACCUAUAUCCUACUUACCGGUCAGUAAUCUGCGCAACACCAUCAACUGUUUUGACGUUAUGCUAAUUUUUCCAAAAUAAUGCGCACUAUACAUACCUCCAUGACUUGUACAUUUUAGUUUGAAUUUAUCGCGUCUCAGUUUGAAUGUAAAACAUUGACAGUACUCACACUGAAAUGUACUGGUCACGAUGUCUAAAUUUUUUAUUGCAUGCCGCUAAGAAAAAUAAUGACGCAGCGAAAUUUUUGCGUCUUUGAAGCAAAAUAAUUCGGAAGGCUUCAUUGGCGCACCAUAAAUCUUUGCUUGUUGGCACUUAACGAUAGCUAUAACUAGUUAUAAGAAAUAAACACUCCAUGACUAUUAAGAUAUUGGGAAUAAACGCGACUUAAAUUACUUUCGACUAAAGGAAAUUAACGCGAAAGAGAGGGAGGAAAAGGAAAUUAACGCGACGUUCACAAAGGAACAAAACUUGUUGAAACAACAGAUACAAAGUUAAACGUAAAAUUCGUAAAGGAAACUUUGCAAGUGGUUCUUUCCACAAACGUACAAUGGGGUCAUAAGCGAAGAAAUCUGGCCACUUCGAGGGUUCUUCGCAGUUCCGAACCGAUACUGGCGGAUCUCCACCCUGAUAAAAAUACUUCCCUUUUUUAGGUGAGGUGUCAAGUAUUUCAAUAGUGUAUCGAGAAUUUGGGGCCAAAAUAUAAUGGAAAUAAAGGUCGCGGAAAUUAACGCUUCACAUAAUUAAUGACGCGUUUACUGAAAUUAUACGCGACUUAAAUUAACGCGAAUUGUUGAAAUUCCCGUUAAUUUCACGAAGCGUUAAAGGUACUUACUGUGACUGGGUAGUGCUUUACGCGAGAUAUUCAAAAACGUCCUAGAAAUUAACACAUUUUACCUAGAAUAGAAACCUAAAGCUGGUCAAUCAUUAUUAUCACUAGUACUAAUUUAAGCUUUCGCUGAACUUUUCAGACCAAAUGAAGGCCACUUUUUCUUUAAUCCUGGAGGGAAAAAAAGGGCUUCUUCGAUUUCUCCUCGAAGAAGUCCCGAACCCUUGCAGACGCCAAUACCGGAAGUUAGAGAGAAGCCUGAGUAAGCCAUUCUAUUUUGCGUUUUUGCAAUUUCUCAACCACAUUUAUUAGCGUUUUUGUUGUUUUAAUAGCGGUUGUAGCUAAAGUUACGGGAAUAAUUAAUUUUUUUUGUUGGAGAAGGGGGGUUCGAGAUUAAAAUUUAAAAUUAAAAGAUACCAGUCAGAAGAUUCUGACAAGUAUUUCUUGGGAUUUCAUGAUUCAAUUUAGAAUUUUGGGGGUGCAAAAUUUCUACUAACAAUAAAUUUAAAUUUACUGACAUCUAGAAUAUACAAGAGAGGUGUAUACGAGACUUUUCGUAUUACUAAUGUGACGAAAUAGAAAAGGUUGUUGGUGCCUAUGACCUUCUCAAGCCAUGCACGAAUUGAAUAGGAAUGUGUUACUGCCACCAAGCCAAGUAACAGCCUCUUCAAGUAUCAGAUUCUCAGACUAACUUAAAAUGAGGCAUUUUUGUGAAACUGAGAUCAAGCAUGAUAUGCCAUUUCAUACCAGGUUACAAUUCAGUUAUCCCGGAACGAAACCUUGUUAUGAGGCUGAACAAGAAUCUAGUUUGGAGGAAAGCUCGCAGCAUGGUGUUACUGAAAAGGAGAACUUUGUUAAAGAGGAAGGUUUGCGUGUGUUUUUUUAGAUCUUCUUGAUGUUAUCAAAUUCUUUGAAGCGUGGUUUUGAACUGUUUGUCCAUACUUUACGUACUGUUUAAAAAAAGAACAGGAGACCGAGUGUAAAAACUCACGAGAAGCCGAGAGUUUUCAAACCUGACAAUAAACACGACUGUGAGUUUUUUGAACGGAUUCAAAAUCUCAGAUAUAGAUCAACUCAUUCUUGCACUAAUAUUUAGAUUUGGGGUUAUUUUGUUGCAAAAAGCUGGACGUGAAGUUAUCCGUGUCUUUAUUAGAGAUAAAGAUACUCAUUAAACAUUAAUUUCUUUUUUUUAUGAAUGAUUAAUGAGUUUUUGAACUCUCCUUAGAGCAAUCUCAUGCUGAUGAUGAUGUUUCUCAGUUUAAUCCCGGACUCGAAGAUGUUGGUAUCGAUGUUGAUUUUGAUAUUGACGCGGAAAAUCAAGAAUUAGUGGUUGCUUCUAAGAAGUAAGUACUAUACAUCGUUAUUCUUCUAAAUGUCUAAAAUAUAGUGUAAGGUUUGGUCCAGAGAUAAACUCCAAGGGCGCUUUCCAUUUGUCAGAACUGACCGGCCAGAGCAUUCCUGUCGCACUGAUAAUAUAAUUUUCCUGUCAAUCAAAACUCUCCAGUCAAAUCCUAAACAGUAUGCGUGAGGGAAAUGAUUUUUCAGCAAAAACUCUUUGAAAAAGCCGAUUUCAUUUGCCAACUGACUGGUCCGGCCAUGGAAAGCGCCCUAAAAGUUGCCUUCGACUAAUGGCCUGUACAUUUUUGCACUCGGCGGCCGCUCGCAAUUAUCUAGUUCACCGAGCUACCCUUCUACGAGGGUCUGAACGUCAAACGUCGAACGGCCUUUAAUUUUAACCGUCUGCGGUCGAAAAGGUACUUUUUUACCAUCAACCGUGAAAAAUGCAGAUUAACAUUAACCGUCAAAAAGUUUCAAGGUAUUUCAAUUCAAAUCUCACUAUUUCAGCUGAUCUCCACUGAAUUCAUUGGAACGCACGUAAGACACCCCUUAGAGGAUGCACAAUUUACUGGGUCCGGGUGUUGUGUCGAAAUUCGAUAGGGGAUUUUUUGGGGGAAGGUGUUCUGGAAACCAUUGUUGGUCUGGAAAUUGUUCUUUGUCUUUUCAAUCUUUUGCAUAACGUCAUUUGCUUGGUAAACGCACCGAGCCGCAACAUCGAGAAACUUCCAAGAAAUGUCCUAAUUUUAUCCAAACCCGUAGUAGGUCACCGCCAAAUAUAACAAUUAUUCACCGAAGUAGUGGGUCUGGCCACUAGCCACCGUCACUGCACCAGGUGGAUGAUUGUUUUAGUAUAUACUAAAAUAGUGAUAUAAUUGAACCAAAAAAGAUGAUUUUUAACUCAUUGAUUGCUGCCAACGAUAACAAUUUUGGCACGCAUGUGAUCGAAUAUAAUGGCCAUCAUGUCAGUUUCUUGCCGAUAAGUGACCUUUUGAAGGAAUUAGUUUCGCUGUUGCCGCGACAUUUCUAUGAGAAAAGUUGUAAAUUCUUUCCAUGUUUGAAACCAUUCUGUGAAAAAAACCAUUUCAUUUAAUUAUUUAUGGACUUGUCAGCUAAAUAACGUAACGCUAGACUUGAUAUGCAUCAGUAAAUAAGAAACGUUCUCACCGGCUUCAUCGAUAAAUUCACUGGAUGAACAGACAAAGCUCUCUAAACCUGUAAAACUGCCUAACCGGAUUUCGUCGCCUUCUUCGUGUUUUUCGGGGACAGUUUCUUCCUUUAUUUGUGAAAUUUCUUCGUUUGUUAAUUAGGCUUACGCCGGUGUAAAGUAAUUUAUUACUCACAGCUGACGUGAACAAAGUAAACAAAACAUCCUAAACAAUGAACCUAAACCUGACAAUAGUCCAUGAAACAAAGAAAACGAAUAAAUCAUGUCACACAGGGGAUGACCCAUUUGUUACGGCUGCAAACCGUUAAGCCAUUUUGCUCAUAACUUACGCGCAUUUGGCGUCUCUAGGAGUCUAGAGAUGAAUCAGUGAACAGCACUGCAUAUCUUGAUCGGAGUUUGAGUAGCCAAUCAGAGCGCGCUAAAAACAGUAUUCACUGUUUUGGUAUAUACUGAAGAGACUUAUUACCUGGCAAAAAACAUACUGGGCUCCCCGUGUUUAAUAGCUUCUUGUACAUCUGGAAGUUAAAUAUGCAUGGCUAAUCUACUCACUUUUCGCCGGAUGUGUUUGGUUUUUAGAUCAAGCAUUGCGAGUAUCCAGAGUCAACCGAAGAUGAUGAUUCCUCGUAUUGCCAUACACCGCUCAAGUUCUCCCACUGGUUUAUCUCAGUUCAAUCCUGAGCAGAACGAACCUGUUACUACUAAGCCGUCUGUUGGGACUCAAGAGGAGCAGAAAGGGGCAAUUCGUGCUUUGAGAAAGUGAGUAAAUAAAAAAAAGUAGGGCGCAGAUUAGAGAGGUGGCCUCUGGGAAGGAGGAAGCGCGGUUUCACGCCACGUAAUCUCCUGCACAUAGGGUAUGCUGUGCAGGCUAAUCAAGCUUGUUGCGCAUGUGCACGUCAGUUGAGGAGCCUUUGAAUUAACAGUGUUUAUAUGAGAAAUAUUUUGAUCGUAGAGUGCCUGCCCAUUUAAACCCCUAGUAAACUAGUAGUUUCCAAUGGAAAGUGAAGUACAGAGAGUAAAGCGUGGCAUUUCUAUUAAUUUGAACUCAGAUUACAUUGCAGUUUAUUUCUAUUGUUAAUAUUUGACUUAACGGUUUUAAAUAACUGUGCAGGUAACGCAACACGACGCGAAUGCGAUCGAUAAAUACCGAAAUUUGAACCAAAAUAAGUGUUUGUAUCAAUCUACAUUGUAUAAACGUCCGUGGGAAUAAAUCACCGUAUUACAAGAAAUACGAAUCGCGCAAAAACCCUCGCGAAACUCGUUUUUUUUUAGUAACGCCCCUCAAGUUAAGCCCGGUAGGGCGGCGUUAGGAACUGGACGGGUCAACCAUCGCGAAUAUUGUCGUGAAGGUCCGAAUUUGUUCUUUCUUUUCUUUUUCUUUUUUGCGCAUUGUAAUAAAUUCUGACGUUUUACGUUUAGCUUCUAGCGAGUGUCUUGCACCCAAAUUCCCUUCUCCUUUCCUUUCGAACGCACGCAGGCCAUAUAGUUACUGUUGCAAAAUUGUCCAUUUUAAACGGCUUCAUGCUAACCCUACUGUACUAUCACUGUUCUUGACAUCGCGAUGUGCAGAUACCACGACGACUCUACCAUUUUAACUUCCAUUCCUGCAGGGUUUUUUUCCUUUCAGGUUUUGACAAGGGGUUCCCAUUUUUUUUUAACCUCAAAUUAUAGUAGCUGGUGUAGCAAGCGAGUUUUCGUGGUGUCCUAGGUCAAAUGUAAUAUCUUAAUAGUCAAUGAUGGUGGAAAAUUAUCCCUUUUUUGAAAACUAAACUUUUCAACUAUAAUUGACCUGUCUGCUGUCUCUUGUAAUCAACAUGUGUGUUUAUUUUAGUUCAUAACCAACUUUGUGUCAUUUAAGUCUAACUAGGAAACUUUUCAACUGUAUUUAACACCUGUGUGCUGUAACUUGUAAUAGACUUAAUUGCUGAUUUUUUUUUUUUAUCUGUUUUAUAGCCAUCUUUGUUCCAUUUAACCCUAAAUUUCUCCUAGGUACUCUAAACAGUUACGGCCACGUUUGAGCUUAAAACCGCAGGACAAAUUAUGUCUUUAUGGUGAAGACCCUGUGAAAGGUGCUAUUGGGCCCGGUCAAAUAAGACGAGGAAGCUGCCAAGGUACUGGCAAAAUGCAGCAGUGAUUUAUCCCUGUUUUUUCGGCUGAGAACGUUUUUACCCUCUCUAUUUGGAACAGGGUAUAAAAUCUUAUGCGAGCUUUGCUAAACAGGGUCCAAGUUUUCGUAGGGAAAUAACAAAAGCUCCAAAACAAUACAAAGUAGAUAUUUACUUUUUCUUUGACUCCUGAGCAAGAUCAAGGUAAUUUCAUAACCUUAACGGCACCCCUGCACAAAAGCAAAAACCUCAGUAUAGUACCCACCACUGCCCUAGCCUCCCACGCAGACGUCCUUUGGGCUUCGUCACGCGUUCCUUCCCCACGAACCGCGAAAGCGCACUUCCCAGAUCUGGAAGUGUGAUGUGAUUGGUCUAUGUUUUUUACCGCUCGUUUCAGCGGACGUUUGUUGGCGAGGAUGGCGUGACGAGCCAAAAUAACGUCUGCGUGGAAGGCUACCACUGCCCGGGGACUCAUUCAACUCUCAGAGCCAAAAAGUCAGACUCGUGUUUUGCCAGAAAAAUACGGCGGGCCCUUCAAACAUUUGCACGUUAUAAAACUGUUAAUUGUUAUUGAAAUAGAACGGACAAAAAGACGAGACACUUCUACCUAGUACCUAUUUUCGCUUGUUUUAAAAGUCGAAGGAUGUUAUACGAGAUUACAACGACGAUCUUUAGGCCAACAAUGUUGGCACAAUGUUGUUACAAUCCGAAGCAAAUGUCACAACAAUGUUGCGUCGUCGUUGCCAAUUUGCCCGUGUUACUCAACUCCUCAGUUCUGUUCUAGGGAAUGAACUUGGCUACAUAAGAAUUGGAUUGUCAGCAUUACACGAUACUUUUGAAGUGGAAAUCAUUCGAGCAGUUGCACUUUUGGUUCCAGGAGACCAAUUGCCAGGUACAAAUAAUAUAACAUAGGGUGAAACCAUAGGUUUUUUAAUCAGUUUAACGGGCCACAGUUUGAAGGGCCAUUUGAAGGCUGAUCUUGAGCCUGCGUCGGCUUUUUGUCGAAUUGCAUUACGUGAAUAUUUUCAAGGGACGUUAUCCCUUUUUUAUUGGCUAUUAUGAAUAUACGUAAGAAACUGUGUCAAUAUUUGUCCCCAAAAAGUGUCCCUUCUUGCACUUCGAUACAGCGCCGACCCUUCUUAGUGCAAUUUGACAACCCACCCACUUUUCACAGCACGAAAAAGAAAAAAGUGAGCGUAAUGGGUCUGCUUUUUAAUCAGUCAGAAAGUGCCACAGUUUAAAGGGCCAUUUGGAUGCUGAGCUUGAGCCUGCGUCGGUUUUUUGUCGAGUUGCAUUACGAGAAUGUUUUUGGGACGUUAUCCCUUUUUCACUUAGCAAUUGAUGAAUGAGUCUGAGUAGGAUAUGAAGAAUUAAGCAGAUCGAGGAGGGUGUUAUCCAUCUCGGCCUUCGGCCUCGGUGAAUGACAGCCUCCGAGAAAAAAUUUAAAUGUUUAGAAUUAAUAAAAAAGGUCUCUCUAUGACUAGCAUUAUCAAGCAGUUUAGUGAUUUUUUGGGGGACUACCGAGCAUUUUUUAGGGAAAAAUGGAGAAAUAAGGUGGAACAUUCUGACUGGGGAAACAGAAGCAUAAUGUACAAAGGCCUAAUAAUUUCACAUGUAAAAUUAUAAAAUUGCCAUGGCAGCGUUCAGUAUGUCCGCAGUGUCAAGAUGGCGUCGAGUUUUUAAAGUGUUAUGAAUUAAGAUGUCAGGACAUUAAAAGACGCUAUACAAAACCUGAACACACGAAAUAGCUCGUCAAAAAGGAUUCUAUCAGGUUGUCGAAAAAUUAUCCAGACUUUAAGCUCUUAACUUUUCAGUGCGUAGAGUUCUCGAUCGAUACGAUAAACAUUUCAUAAACCCUCGCUUUAAGGUGUUUCGAUACAGUUUUUCAGAACGAAUUUUUUUCAAACCUAUUCACAUAAUCUUCAUAAUGUAUAUAAAGAUGUCCGAAAGUCUCAUUAAGAUUGAUUCACUACAACACCUUGAAAUUUCAAGACAAACCUGUCCUACCAACCGGUCAAAAAUCUGCGUUACAACAUUCACUGUUUUGACGUUAUGCUAAUUUUUCCAGAAUAAUGCGCACUAUACAUACCUCCAUGACUAGUACAUCUUAGUUUGAAUUUAUCGCAUCUUUUGAAUGUAAAAUAUUGGCAAUACUCACACUGAAAUGUACUAGUCAUGGAUAUAUGUAUUGUCCGCAUUAAUUUGGAAAAAUUACCAUAACGUCAAAACAGUGAAUGUUGGAGCGCAGAUUUUUGACCGGUUCGUCGGAUAGGUUUGUCUUGAAAUUUCAAGGUGUUACAGUGAAUCAAUCUUAAUGAAAGUUUCGGACAUUUUUAUAUACAUUAUGAAGAUUAUGUGAAGAGAUUUUGAAAAAAUUCGUUCGAGUCGUUUCGGAGAUAUACAAGAAAGCGCUAAAAGUCCAAAUUCUGAAUGAAGUUGCACUUAUACAGAUGGUGAGAAAACAGGUUAGAUUUCAAUAUCGCAUGAACGAAAGUACACCAAAAUUUCCUAGCAUCAAAACAUGAUAUUAAGCAUCAUUCUUACGCUACUUAAGAAUAAUUUGAGUCAUUUAUAACGUUUUUAUUGCAUAACCUAUCACGGCUAUUGAAAAUUUAAGGUUUGAAAUAUAUUUUCGUUUUAUUCGAAUUCAAACAUACAGAAUUUUUUACUUCUUACGGAGAUUGUUUGCUAAACACCAAACUUUAAGUUCCUAGUGUUGGAUUUUCAGUAGCAGGUCUAGAUCACACAAAAUUCGGCUUUUAUCAAUUUCAAAGUUUUUUGUUUAUUGUUGUCAUAGUAAUAUCGAUUUUACUUAAAACUACAUUUUCACAAAUUUCAAUCCAUAGCCAAUUACUGGUGAAAAUUUUAUAGCGAUCGGACAAGGAAAAAUUACUUUUAAGGCGAUUGAAAAAUAUCGGUAUGGCCUUUGAAAAACUGUAUCGAAACACCUUAAGGCUCACGAAAUUAUUAGGAUUUGGACAAAACGCGCGUGAAAUUAUGCCUUAAUUUCACUCGUCACCAUCUGAUUACACAUACUAAGAGGUGAGCGGAAGGGGGCGAGGGUGCAGAGUAGGAUUGUUCCUAUCGCCUACGGGGGUAGAGGAUUAGUGACGGUCUUCCCCCUAUUUACGUAAUUUUUUUUCUUUUUCUUUUCUCCAAUUGUACCUAUUUUUUUAUGCGUUCAAUAGCGACACCUUACCAUUAUAUCACAUUAUGAAAAAAUCUAAUUUUUCCGGGUAGAUACAUACGUCAAGACCUAUUUGAUAAAAGAUCAAGGCAGCAGGCUUCUGAAGCGAAAGACGUCAAUCACUCGUCGGAGUGCCGCUCCAGUCUACAAUUGCAAAAUCAAAUAUCCUCUCCGUGAAAUUCACAACCAGGAAUUACUGGUAGGUUUCGGUGAUUUAAAUAAAAAAAUAACAACAAUAACACAAACAAAAUAAAAACGAUCAUCAUCUUAUAAAGAUGUUAUUCUUCGUGGCUUGUGUAAUUAGUUUAAAAAAAUAGGGGUCGUUUGGCCACUUUUAUCGCUGCUCUGCGCCAGUUUGUAUUAACGAUGCAUUUUGUAACACAGGUUGUGGCAUUUGUUAACAAAUUACGCAUUUGAUAAUGAAAGGAAGCUGAGCAUUUUGUAAUCAGGGUUGCAGCAUUUGUGAUCAUCGCGUCGGUCUACGCAAUUUUUAGCAACCAAAACUGCCGCAAUUCGAAUUACAAAAUGCGUAAGUUGUUAAGUUGUUAAGUUGUUACCAAAUGUGUCGUUAUUACAAAAUGUCGAAAAACAAUCGGACCGACCCUGUUUACUGCUAGUCUUCAUCAUAGACAACCUCUAAUGGUGUAGAUUAUAAUUAGCUGUUCUGAACUAUCAGUCAUUGUAUCGUUUUCUUUCUUUCAUUUAUUUAAGGUAAGCGUAUGGUGCAAACAAGGUAUUUUUGGUCGAAAAGUGUUACUUGGAAAAGUCCACAUUGCCUUGGGUUCAUUGAACUUAAGUAUUAAGCAAGUUGCGUGGUAUAAACUCUUUAUUGAUUGUCAUUUAAGUGACGGCGACUGA
Messenger RNA from Porites evermanni, 26671 nucleotides. NCBI's taxonomy places the organism in Eukaryota, Metazoa, Cnidaria, Anthozoa, Scleractinia, Poritidae. The record is from the annotation of a GenBank genome assembly.